Messenger RNA from Setaria italica (foxtail millet), 1269 nucleotides. RefSeq lists its product as uncharacterized. The record is from RefSeq and is a predicted model, not a curated record. NCBI's taxonomy places the organism in Eukaryota, Viridiplantae, Streptophyta, Magnoliopsida, Poales, Poaceae. The transcript is spliced from 4 exons. The coding region runs from base 165 to 1076 and encodes 303 amino acids.
UUUUCAUCUGAAAAGAAAUCGGAUUUUCGACCACCGCCUCCAACGGUUAGAAAUACGGGAAGGUCACCCCUCCCCUGCCCUAGCCGCCACAGGAAACCAGAUCAAGGAGAAGAGAGAUCCAAUCAAGAAAACAACAGGUAUUGCAGGUGCAGAAGACGAAGGAAAUGGAGCCUGCAAACUUGCGUGACUACAUUAUCCAUGGCGAGAGCUGGAUUGCUUUGAAUUCUUACAUGGAUACUCUCCAGGGAGGCCCUCUUGUUGCAGAUGCUCCCAAAGGCCAGGAGGAGGGGUAUCUCCCAAGACGCCUUCACCUGAAUGCUCAAAAGACCAUGUAUCUCUCCAUUCGGUUGCUGCUGAGUGUCAUACGAAUUGGCCGCUGCCCGCGCAACUUAACUGUCAACAGCAUUGUGCUAACCCGCCCUGAUUUCCGUCCAAGAUUUGUUGGCAAUGUGGACUUUGAGCAGAACCCUGAUAAUCCAACUUGUGAUGCAGCAAUGUCUGCCUUAGCAGGAAUCUUUGAGAACAUCCUGUGGAGUCAUCUGCCUGAGGACGAGUCUGUACCUGACGAAGUGCACAACUUGCUCUAUCUUAUGCGUCAGCAGGACAGCUUCAAGUUGACAGAGGCAAUUCAAUAUCAUUCCUGCCUGGUCCCCCUGGAGAAUAGAGGGCAUCUCUUUCUGAAGGAAUAUCAAUACACAGUUGAUAUCCUGAGGAAGAUUGAGCCGUUAAAUUUCAGAUACGUGAUGACUCAGCUUGUGUACCCGAGACAUUGGAAAAUCAUAGCAGAAUCCAAUCCUUACGUCCAAGCUGUGAUUGAGAGGGGCGACUAUGACUCUCUAAGAAGCAAGGAGUCUACCUGUACUCCACUUGAACUUCUCAAGCAUGCCCCCACCUGCCACUGCCUCCAGGACUUUGCCAACAAGUGUGUGCCGCAUGGCCUGGGCUUUGAGCCUAAGGAUAUGAACCACGCCCUGUACAUAAUGUCCGAGCACUUACUAGCCUCGCUCCAGCUGGCUCUCCACCGUGUAGGCCAUCUCGCCUGCCUACGAACCGGCUUCCUAUUCCCCUGGAAUUAAAAUGUAAUCGGCGAACACUGGUGUAGUUAGUUAUAUAGAUACUACAGAAUUUAUACAUUAGGUCUGUUAUACAUUACUGUAUAUGGCUGAAAGCUCGUUUUGUUUUUUGUAGUAAGAAUAUAUAUCUCGACACUCAGAUAUAUUAAAGGACUAAAGAACGUUGAGUUGGAAAUAGUGUAUCUGGUCAGUGUCA